CUCGAGCUUAACUCAAACUCAUCAUCAAUCAUCAAUCUCCACAUAUACAAACCAAAAUGGGAAUUAGACUCAGUUCAGUACUGUUAGUUCUGGUUAUAAUAACCUUGAUCGGUGUUGCAUUCGCCGAGCAAUGUGGCCGGCAAGCCGGCGGCAAGCUUUGCCCUAGCAACCAGUGUUGCAGCCAAUACGGAUGGUGUGGGACGACCGAUGAAUAUUGUUCUCCGGCCAAAGGUUGCCAGAGUAAUUGCAAAGGUGACAGCGGCGGUCAAAGUGCUUCGAAUGUUCGUGCGACGUACCAUUUGUAUAAUCCGCAGAACAUUGGGUGGGAUUUGAAUGCAGCGAGUGCUUAUUGUUCAACUUGGGAUGCUAAUAAACCUUUUUCAUGGCGGAGUAAGUAUGGCUGGACAGCGUUUUGUGGCCCUGCCGGACCUCGCGGCCAAGCCUCCUGCGGCAAGUGCUUAAGGGUAACAAAUUCUGGGACCGGAACUAAAACAACGGUGAGGAUUGUGGAUCAAUGCAGUAAUGGAGGAUUAGAUUUGGAUGUGAAUGUGUUUAAUCAAUUGGACACAGAUGGUCGAGGGUAUCAACAAGGUCAUCUUAUAGUGAACUACCAGUUUGUUAACUGUGGAGACUCAUUCAAUCCUCUGCUUUCAAUUAUUGAUGAGUAGUCAUUAAAUACACAAUUUUAUUUAUGUAUAAGUAAGUAUGUUAUGAAAAAUAAAAUUCUCAAGCUAAUU
Mercurialis annua (annual mercury) is the source of this 737-nucleotide messenger RNA. Its product is annotated as pathogenesis-related protein PR-4. Gene Ontology annotation, biological process: defense response to fungus; defense response to bacterium. The coding region runs from base 57 to 668 and encodes 203 amino acids. The transcript has 2 exons. Gene Ontology annotation, molecular function: chitin binding; RNA nuclease activity. The record is from RefSeq and is a predicted model, not a curated record. Lineage: Eukaryota; Viridiplantae; Streptophyta; Magnoliopsida; Malpighiales; Euphorbiaceae.